Molecule: messenger RNA, 679 nt
Organism: Protopolystoma xenopodis
Lineage: Eukaryota; Metazoa; Platyhelminthes; Monogenea; Polystomatidea; Polystomatidae
Source: the annotation of a GenBank genome assembly
CAUUCUCUCGAGCAAUUGGCUCACCUCCUUGGCUGCAGUACCAAAUGUCGCCUCUCGACCGCAUUUCGGCGAGCUGACGGAAGAUGUGCAUAGCCGCAUAUUCCGCGAAGGUUUGCCCAGCACCGGACGUUUCUGGUCAAGCUUCCUACGACCCCUUGUCCGUCUACAGCGACUUGACCUUUCCGGGAACCAACUCAGUCGCCCUAGCGGCUGCCUGGACUUCAGUUCCAACCUGCCCGCCAGCCUGAUUCGGCUAGACUUACGUGGCAAUCCACUCAUCGGACUCGACUGGCUGGUCCGGCAACCGCAUGAGUCUGGCGCCGAAAGUGCAGCCGGCCUGGACAAGCCCGGAAGUCUGGUAUUUCCUCGUCUCCUCGAGCUGCAGGUCAACACGACCCGCCUCCACUGCGACCCCAGCCAGCUCGGCCUGCUGCUGGCGCUCCGGCGCUCCAAGGCCAGCCUGCCUCUCGGACUGGCCCCACGAUGCGGCCAACCCGAAGAGUUGGCGGGACGAGGAUUCAUCGAGUUGGCGCCGGAAGAGCUGUCUGCCAUCCGGGCAGCCAAUGGGGCCAGUUCUGUACUGCCUGGUGCUCCCACGGCCCGGUCGACACCAGACCUCGAGGACGCGCCGAGGGGAUCGAGCCGUAGCCCAGGCUGUGACCAGGCCAUGGAAACCACC